AUGUAUUAAUAAAGUAUAGAUUAUAAAGAAACUUACUAUUCAAGGUAAGCAGUUGCUUUAGGAUUGGAUACAUAAUAAAAGAUAGAAGAAUUGGAGUGUUUUAUUUAUGGAUUAAGAGGAGUAUGAAUAUAAUAAUAAAGAUAGUUAGGACUUGAAAUAGCUAAGAAUUUAAUAUUGAUGGGUUUAAAAAGAGUGAUGAUAUAUGAUAAAACAAUAGUAUCAAUUUUGGAUUUAGGAACAAACUUUUAUGGGAAAUUUGAUUAAGUUGGUAGUGUAGCUAGAGAUUAAGGAUUAAUUGAAUCUUUAAAAGAUUUAAAUGAAAACGUAAUAGUAGAAAUAUAUAAUGGAAACAUAAAUGGGAAUAAUUUAAAAUAGUUUUCUAUCGUAGUAAUGACAGAUAUAUGGGAUUAACAAUUAAUUGAAGAAAUUAAUGAAGCAACAAGAUAAUAAGGAAAUGGAUUUAUUUUAGCACAUUCUUCUGGGUUAUUUGGAUCUAUUUUUGUAGAUUUUACAGAUGUAAAGAAUAUAAUAUAUAUAAUAAUAGAACUUUAUAAUUCAAGAUAAUAAUGGUGAAAUAUGCAAAGAAAUAUUAAUUGAAUAUAUAUCAAAUGAUUAAAAAGGAAUAGUAAAUACUUAAAAUUAAAAACAUAAAUUCUAAGAUGGAGAUUAUAUAAUAUUUAAAGAAGUUUAGGGAAUGAGUGAAAUUAAUGAUUAAGUGUUUAAAAUAACUGUAAUAUAAUAAUGUAAUAAAUAAGGUUGUAUCUCCUUAUUCAUUUAGUAUUGGUGAUACAUCAAAGUUUUCAUCUUAUGAAAGAAAUGGAAUUGCAAUCUAAGUAAAAAUUCCAGAGAAAAUAUCAUUUAAAUCAUUCAAGAAUAUGAUUAAUUUUAAUAAAGAAGAAAUGUAAUACAAAAAUUUAGAAAAAUUAGAUAGAUCUAAUUAAUUAUAAAUUGUAUACAAUUCUAUUUUUAAUUUUAUGAAAGAAUUAGGUAGACUCCCAAAUUUAUUGAAUAAUAAUGAUGCAGAUUUAUUAUUAAAAUUAGUUUAAUAAAUAAAUUAAGAUUUAUAAUAAGAAUUAGAUAUAUAAUUAAUUAAAAAUAUUUCACUUUAUUUAUAAGCCUAAAUAAUUCCAUUAACAUCAUUUUGGGGAGGUUUAGUUGCAUAAGAAGUUAUUAAAUUUACUGGUAAAUAUACACCUAUUAGAUAAUGGUUUCAUUUAGAAUUUUAUGAAGCACUUCCAGAAAUUGAAGUUAAUAGAAAUAUGUUAAACAAUUAAUAUGAUAAUUAUAUUGCUAUAUUUGGUUAAGAAAUCAUAGAAAAUUUAUAAAAUUAAAAUAUUUUAUUAAUGGGAGCAGGAGGUUUAGGAAAUGAAUAUUUAAAGAUAUUUACACUUUUGGGAAUUGGAAGUGGAUUAAAAGGAUAAUUAAUUAUUGCUGAUGAAGAUUAAAUUGAAUUAUCAAAUUUAAAUAGAUAAUUCUUAUUUAAAUAAUAACACAUUAAUUCUAAUAAAGCUAUUACAGCAUGUUCAACUAUUAAUUAAAUUAAUAAAUCAAUCAAAUGUAAACCAUUUCCAAAUUAUAUAUCAAAAUAAAAUGAAUAAAUAUUUAAUAUGUCUUUCUGGAACAACUUACAUAUUGUUGUUAAUGCAGUUGAUAAUAUUAAAUCAAGACAUUAUAUAGAUUCUUAAUGUUGUUAUUAUAAAAAACCUAUUUUUGAAAGUGGAUCAGAAGGAACUAAAUCUCAUUCUUAAGUAAUAAUUCCAUUUCUAACUGAAUCUUUUAGUGAAUCCUAAGAUUCAUCAGAACUUGUGAAUCUUAAAAGUAAUUUCAGUACCUUUCCAUAUCUAACUGAACAUAUUAUUGAAUGGGCUUUAAACUAUUUCUUAGAAAAAUUUUAAUAAACUUCAAAUGAUUUAUAUUAGUUUUCUUAAAGUCCUUCUAACUUUUUAAAAGAAUAAUAUAGCAAAAAUUAACAUUAACUUUAUUAACUUAAAGAAAAAUUAGAAUAAUUAGAUAAAUAUUUAUUUAUAAUAAUCAAUCCUACAUUAGAAAAUAUAAUUAAAUUUGCAAUAAAUUUAUUUUAGUUUACAUUUUAUGAUUAGAUCAAGAACUUAUUAAAUAGUUUUCCAUCAAACUAUAAAUUAGAAAAUGGAUAAUUAUUUUGGACAAACCCAAGAAGAUAACCUAUCACAAUAUAAUUUGAUUAACUUAAUUCUCUUCAUUAAUAAUUUAUUAAUUGUACUGUAAAUAUAAUUUUUUAAAUGAUUGGUUAAUCAUCACUAUUUAAUUAUGAUUAAAUAUUAGUUGUACUUAAUUAACUUACUAAUAAUAAUAUUGAAUAAAUAGAAUAAAUUAAUUAAACUAUUGUAUAAUUAGAAAAUCAAGAAAAUAGUGAACAUUAAAUUUAAAAAGAGGUUGAAACUUUAAUUGUUAAAUUUGAGAAUUUAUUUUCAUAAAAUUAAAAUAACUUCUAAAAGGUUUAAUGUUUACCUUUUUAAAAAAAUAAACUUAAUUAUUUAGAAUUAUAGUUUAUUUUAUCAGCAGCAAAUUUAAGAUCAAUUAAUUAUAAUCUUCCAAAGAUAUCAAAAUUCUAAGUGAGAUAAUAAAUUGAACAUAUUUUUCCUUAAUUAAUAACAACAAAGGCUGUAAUAACAGGAUUAGUAGCAAUUGAAAUACUCAAAUAUAUUCAAUAAAAAAAUAUUAUAUUUCAUAGAAAUACAUUUGUUAAUCUUGCCUUACCCAUUUUUGUUUUUUCUCAAAUUAAACCUCCUAAUAAAAAUAUUGAUUAAGAAUUCAAUAUUUUAUUAUGUGAUAAAACUAAAGCAAUUCCAGAUAGUAUAUAUAUAAAUAUUUUUAGAUUGGACUAUUUGGGAUAUCAUCAAAAUUAAUAAGAAGAUGACAAUAAGAGAAAUUAUUGAGUAUUUUGAACAGAACUAUAAUGUAAAUGUAUCAUUUAUAUGCUUCAAUAAUUAUAUUGUAUAUUCCAAAAAAAAAAAAACAGCUUAAGAUUUGUAUAGUUUAAUAAAUAUAAAUAGUUUCUAAAGAGAUUGUGCUGAUCUUUAUUCUGAGAUUAGUAAAUAAAAGUUACCUGAACAUGAAAUUAAUUUUGAUGUAUUAGUAGAUUCAACUUAUAUUAUUGAUGGAUAAGAGGUUUGUGUAGAUUUUCCUCCAAUCAAAUAUCACUAUAAAAUUUGA
Molecule: messenger RNA, 3192 nt
Organism: Paramecium sonneborni
Lineage: Eukaryota; Ciliophora; Oligohymenophorea; Peniculida; Parameciidae
Source: the annotation of a GenBank genome assembly